AAAUAUCUUGUCUUUGUUUUUCAGCUGUCACUUUAAUUGGUGGCGUUGAACAUCUUGUUGCUGCGUGCUUCUUAAAUAAAACUUUCUGGUACAUUUGGGCCACAUCAGGGAAACUCGUAAAAACGGCAAUUCAAAGAACACUACGAGCUAAAACUACACGAUAGCUGUCUGCAGGGACUAUUCACGCAUGUAACGCACCACGCUUUUGCUGCAGUAUCUCGAGUUUAAAAAAAAAGUGAUGCGUCGUGCGCGAGCAGAAGCAAAAGAAGGAGAACAACAACAAAAAAAGCCGAUCACUUGAAUAGAAAAGGUUUUUUUUAAUUUUGUAACGCACCCCGAAACCACGCGUUACGUUUCCACAGUCGCGUCACCUCGGCUCCACCAUGUUGUAGGAAAUCCGCCGCUCCUCCUCUCUGUCAGAUUAUAGUUUAAUCUGAGGGGGAGGACACACCGUCAAGACGCCGUCUGCAUUUUGGGAAGGACUCUCGGCGUCUGUCCCCACCGAGUACCGUAGAACGCGACUUCACGUGAGACCGACUCGUUUCUCCUUCGUACAACGCAGCGGCCUGCGCGUGGAAGAUGAAACGCCGUCUUUGCCGACACGUUAAGAUGUUAGCCGGCUAACUAGCUGGACAAAAAGAGUAACUAAAUCGGAUUAGCCGACACCGGCCGCCUCCUCCAGGUACUGUUUGUACUUGACAACUAACACACGGCCCCCGCUCGCCUGUUCUUUCAUGUGAGUUGCAUUUCUCCAUUUUCUUUCUUUUCCUUGUGUCAACAUCACUAUUACUUUGUGCCGUAAUUGUUCGCUAGCAUUAAUGUCGCCGCAAGAUAGCUAGAUAAUUAGCCUGCCGACCCACAGCAGGAGCGCGAGCUCUUUUUCAGCUAAUCUUCCCGUUCUGCCGGAAGAAAAAGGGGCGAGCGUCCCCGUCAGAGCCUCCGACCGAGAGCCGAGGCGGAGCGGCGGCCACCAGGCGGAUGUGCUAGCUUGUCUCCGGGCCAGCUGCCGAGAGAGAGAGAGAGGAGAGAGAGAGAGCGCCCCCUCAAGAUUUGAGCCCCGACAUUUAGCCCUCAGACGAAGCAAAGAUGUCCGGGAAGGAUAAGGACAAAGACAAACCGGAGAAGCAGUCCACCACGGAGCGGCUGGUGAAAGCCGUGCCAUACCCUCCGCAACACAAGCUGACGGUGAAGGAGCUAUUUGAAAGUGGCAAGCCCAACGCCGAGCUGCUCCGCAACCACCUCGUCAAAGAGGGCAGGGUGGAAGAGGACGUGGCCCUGAAGAUCAUCAACGACGGGGCCAACAUCCUCCGCCAAGAGAAGUGCAUGCUGGAAGUGGAUGCACCGAUAACAGUAUGUGGCGACGUCCAUGGACAAUUCUUUGACCUUAUGAAGCUGUUUGAAGUGGGGGGGUCACCCAGUAACACGCGGUAUCUCUUCCUCGGUGACUACGUAGAUCGAGGAUACUUCAGUAUUGAGUGUGUUCUCUACCUCUGGUCGCUCAAGAUCAACCACCCCAACACACUCUUCCUCCUGCGUGGGAACCACGAGUGCCGACACCUCACAGAGUACUUCACCUUCAAACAGGAAUGUAAAAUAAAAUAUUCUGAACGGGUGUACGACGCCUGCAUGGAGGCCUUUGACUGUCUGCCCCUCGCCGCCCUGCUCAACCAACAGUUCCUCUGUGUGCACGGCGGACUCUCCCCAGAAAUCAACUGCCUUGACGACAUAAGGAAAUUAGACAGGUUUAAAGAGCCUCCGGCAUUCGGGCCCAUGUGUGACCUGAUCUGGGCGGACCCCGGGGAGGACUACGGCAGUGAAAAGACAAGCGAACACUUCAACCACAACUCCGUCAGAGGCUGCUCUUACUUUUUCAGUUACUCAGCCGUCUGUGACUUCUUGGUAAAUAAUAAUUUGCUGUCAGUAAUAAGAGCCCAUGAAGCACAGGAUGCAGGGUAUCGGAUGUACAGAAAAAGCCAGACCACAGGCUUCCCUUCAUUAAUCACAAUCUUCUCAGCUCCAAAUUACCUGGAUGUCUAUAACAACAAAGCUGCUGUACUAAAGUACGAGAACAACGUGAUGAACAUCCGACAGUUCAACUGCUCCCCCCACCCUUACUGGCUGCCCAACUUCAUGGAUGUCUUCACGUGGUCUUUGCCUUUUGUUGGAGAGAAAGUGACGGAGAUGCUGGUGAAUGUACUGAACAUCUGCUCUGACGAUGAGCUCAUGUCAGAGGGAGAUGACCAGUAUGAAGGUGGAACCUCGGCUAUGCGCAAGGAGGUCAUCCGAAACAAGAUCCGCGCCGUUGGGAAGAUGGCCCGAGUCUUCGCAGUGCUCAGGGAGGAAAGCGAGAAUGUGCUCACACUCAAAGGCCUCACCCCAACUGGAACUCUCCCUGUGGGAGUGUUGUCGGGGGGAAAGCAGACCUUGCAGACUGCCAUUCAAGGUUUCUCUCCCACGAGGAAGAUUCGUAACUUCGAGGAGGCCCGCGGCCUGGACCGGAUAAACGAGCGGAUGCCGCCUCGCAGAGACAGCCAGCAGCCGGACGGCACCGCGGUCAGCACCACCACCCCCAACAAGAAUGGCACUGACGGAUAGGAGACGGGACCGCCACGCGACCCACAUCCCCCCGACUCGCUCGCAGACCCUGAAUCCACCCCCCCCUCCCUCUGUCUCCACCGCCCUCUACUGACACAGCCUGGGGGAAAGGAAGCGGACACAUCGGUAGAUCCAAACAAAGGAAACCACUUCCAGCUGCUGAAAAUAUAUAUUGUGUUAUCUGGGGGAAAUUACUACAUCUAUUAGAUAUGUUUUAAUAGCAAAAAAUCAUUCAAUGAAGACAUUUUGCAGUUUGAAUGAAGUCCUAACUUAUACUUCAUACAUUUAAAAAAAAAGAUUAUUUUAUCAACUUGAGUUGAUGCAGAUAAAUGUUAUUCAGGAGUUUUAGUCACUUUAAUUAUAAUUGUUUUAAUUGUUCUUUGUGUUUGCGAAGAGAAUAUUUGAAGUACAAAUACUGCUCUUUGGAUCUUGAGGUUCUUGUUGAGAUGCUCUUGGCCCUUAAGGUUCUACAGUGUUUGCUUAUGUGGUCAGUCGAAAGACAAAUGAUGCAUGUGACAAAAGAAUAAGGGAAGUAAAUUAUAUCAGGACAAUUAUUACAAAUUCAUAUUUUAUACUUGAAGCAGGAAUUUAAUGAAGACUUGUAGUCCUAUUUCUAAAAUGUACAGAGUCUUCAACACAACCCAGACCUGCCAACACUCCCUCGUCCCGGUCGGACGCCCUGAAGUUGAGCAUCCCGGCGCGGCAGGGGAACCAAAGCCGCCGCCGGGCUUUUAUCUUCCAUUGUCUUUGAGACGGACAGAGAAAGCAGAGCAGCGUCCUCAAACAGACUGGACGCUCAUCGCUGCUUAGGGAGCGUCGGUGGAUUUAACACGACUGUCGGUAUGAUUUGUGCUUUGUUGACAUUUACAAGAAAAGAAAAAGUGCUUAAAAAAAAAAAUCUUUCAGGCUGUAUAAGUAUUUCCAUCUACUGUUGAUUAUACCGAUGUUUUUAUUUUUAUGGUGACAAGCGUGCGCUUCGCACGAGGGACACGUUUGACGACGCAAUGGACCGAGCCCUUCCUUUACAGGGACGAUGCUACACAAGGUACAGCCUAAAGAGUACCGUACUCAUCUCAACCAUGGCUGACUCCCCUAUAUAGAUUUUAAAACACCCCGCGGUCGCACCAUGAUGGGGGGGCAAUUGACGCUCGCUUUUCUGCUCCGAGGUGUUCCGCACCGGCACACCAACCCUUUAAGAGUCCACUGAGACACGCGACCCGCUCAACCGGUGCUCCGACACGCCUGACUGUAAUUCCGUUUUCUUUGUGUCACUCAAAGGUGGGAAAUAACCGUUAAUAUUUGCCAUUCUCGUGUGAAUUUGCUUCUUUUUUUUUUUAAUGAGGCGUUAGCGCUUGUGUGCCAUGCCACCUUGGCCACACGUCAAGAUCUGCGUGUAUGCGUGUGUUUCAUAUGUGAUUUUUAAUGAUUCAAUGUCUAAUAUUAAUCUUGAUAUCCUUAACAUUUGCAAAAUAUUGUAGUUUGCCGUUCCGUUCAGUAGGCUUCUGGGAAAGCUCCCUAAAGAUGAAGUAUUUGGGUUUUGUUUUCAAGUUGAGGCUUCAUUGGGUGAGCCGUACAGUAUGCUGACCUCCUGUUAGGUCCCAUUACAUAUCUUGCAGAAUGUAAAAAAAUAUUGUUCAUUAAGAAUCUUAUAGCUGUAAAAAGCGGUGGAAACCAAAAAAAAAAAAAGAUUCUAAAACUGUACCGUAUUUGUCAUGCGAGGCCAUGAAAUCUUUUACGUAGAUGUAUCACUUGAAAGAAAAGAAUAAAAUUAAAAUACAGUGUUUAUCCGA
Molecule: messenger RNA, 4385 nt
Organism: Cyclopterus lumpus (lumpfish)
Lineage: Eukaryota; Metazoa; Chordata; Actinopteri; Perciformes; Cyclopteridae
Gene: ppp3cca
Product: protein phosphatase 3, catalytic subunit, gamma isozyme, a
Exons: 13
Coding region: 1087-2595 (502 amino acids)
Biological process (GO): calcineurin-mediated signaling
Cellular component (GO): calcineurin complex; cytoplasm
Molecular function (GO): calmodulin-dependent protein phosphatase activity; calmodulin binding
Source: RefSeq, a predicted model, not a curated record